This is a messenger RNA of Ixodes scapularis (black-legged tick), 1396 nucleotides long. Its product is annotated as venom serine carboxypeptidase. Gene Ontology annotation, biological process: proteolysis. Gene Ontology annotation, molecular function: serine-type carboxypeptidase activity. The transcript has 4 exons. Bases 1 to 1368 code for a protein of 455 amino acids. The record is from RefSeq and is a predicted model, not a curated record. NCBI's taxonomy places the organism in Eukaryota, Metazoa, Arthropoda, Arachnida, Ixodida, Ixodidae.
AUGACUAUAUACAUUUAUGUCGCACUCAUGCGAAACCCCGGAAGCAGCCAUGUUAACUACGAUGGCGUCGGACCUCUCUACCUGAGCCCGCUCAUCGCCCGUGGUGAGAUUCAGGCAGCCCGAGACAUGAGUGCCGUGGACUUGUUCAGGGUCCAAGACGAGGGAACUCAGGCCUACGCGGGACUCAUCACCGUCAACGAAACUUUAGAAAGUCACUACUUCUUCCUUCACCUCAAAGCGAAGAAAAACACCUCCGGAGCACCGCUCCUCCUCUGGCUUCAGGGCGGCCCGGGCAGCUCCUCCCUCUUCGGACAGUUCAUGGAGAACGGACCACUUGGCAUCGAUUCUCAAGGCCACAUAUUCCGGAGGAUGGACACCAUCCAAGAGUUCGCCAACGUGGUGUACUUGGACCAGCCAGCGGGUGCCGGAUACAGCCGCACCGGUAGCACCGCAGGUUACGCCAAGAGCAUCGAAGACCUUGUGGAGUACAUCCACCUGUUCCUACAACAGUUCCUGGUGUUGUUUCCUGAAUACCAGGGCGCCGAAUUCUACGUAGCCGGAGAGUCGUACGGAGCCCGGCCAGCCGUGGGACUUGCCGCAAGACUGCAUGACAAUCCCGAUCUUCCUGUUAACCUACGCGGCGUCAUCAGUGGUGUUGGCUUCCUCGGACCACUGCUGUUGAUGACAAACAUGAGUGACUACUUCCACCAAUUAAGUCUCAUGGAUCAUAACGGCAGAGGUAUCUACCAAACCAGACUGGACGAAAUUCAGAAGUUGGUCAUUGGAGGCAAUCCACUACAAGCCAUUCAACUUCUGCUGCAGACCCUCUUUGUUUCAAGCGGCGGCUCUGCACCAACGUUGUUCGAGGAACUAACCGGCUACACGUACGACGGGAACGUCCUUCAGAGUCGGGAGCCAGCUGAGUUCCAAAGGUAUCGUGACUACGUUGCCAGUGAAGAGUUCAAGAUACAGGUCCACGUGGGCCUCAACGCAACGUUCCAGAGGAGCGAACUCAUCAACUUAUACCUCGCCAAGGAAUAUUUCCGAGACAUAACGGAUAUGGUGCUGACCGUCCUGAAAAACUACAGGCUCCUCGCGUACUUUGGACAAUUCGAUCCUGUCUUCGCAGUGGUGCAGAGCGAGAAAUAUUUCCGUUCGCUGCAAUGGGACGGGGCUGAACAGUUCAGACGAGCAAACCACACCCCUUGGUUUGCAGUCUCAGAGAAGAACGGAGUGUCGGGCUACGUGACGGCGGCGCAGAACUUGGUGUUUACAUCGAUACUACGAGCCGGACACUACGCUGGUUUUGACCAGACACAGGCUGUCAAUAAGAUGAUGCGCAGGUUUAUGAACGGCCUUCCUUUGUGACAGACUGAUGACCUUAAGAAAACUGCAG